This is a messenger RNA of Gracilinanus agilis (Agile Gracile Mouse Opossum), 825 nucleotides long. RefSeq names its product gamma-aminobutyric acid receptor subunit rho-1-like. Gene Ontology annotation, molecular function: GABA-A receptor activity; monoatomic ion channel activity. Gene Ontology annotation, cellular component: membrane. The record is from RefSeq and is a predicted model, not a curated record. The transcript is spliced from 6 exons. Lineage: Eukaryota; Metazoa; Chordata; Mammalia; Didelphimorphia; Didelphidae. Gene Ontology annotation, biological process: monoatomic ion transmembrane transport. The coding region runs from base 1 to 825 and encodes 274 amino acids.
AUGAAAUCUGGCCUCUUCCUUUUGUGGUGGGGAUGGGUGUUGGCCACUGAAGGCAGAGUCCACUGGCAAGGAAGAGAAAUACAGGAAAUGGCUAAGAAGGGCAGCAGACCUCAAAGGCAGAGACGAGAAGUACAUGAGGAGACACACAAACAAGGAAGCUUAAUAUUGAAACGAAGCCCUGACAUCACUAAGUCUCCACUGACAAAAUCUGAACAGCUUCUGAGAAUAGAUGACCAUGACUUCAGCAUGAGACCUGGCUUUGGAGGCCCGGCCAUUCCUGUUGGUGUAGAUGUGCAAGUUGAAAGUCUGGAUAGCAUCUCAGAAGUUGAUAUGGUAAGUAUCACAACGGUCCUCACCAUGUCUACAAUCAUCACUGGCGUUAAUGCCUCCAUGCCCCGAGUCUCCUACAUCAAGGCUGUGGACAUCUACCUGUGGGUUAGCUUUGUGUUCGUGUUUCUCUCUGUGUUGGAAUAUGCAGCAGUGAACUACUUGACCACUGUACAGGAGAGGAAGGAGAGGGAGCUUCGAGACAAGCUUCCCUGUACUUGUGGUAUACCUCAGCCCAGGGCCAUGAUGAUGGAUAGCAGCUACAGUGAUGGCGAGGUGAACGAUCUAGGAAAUUACGUAUCAGACAAUGGAGAUAAGCAAGACAGGAUGAUGGUGCAGCUGGCUCUGGGUUCCGAGAGAAAUGCCACAAGAAGGAAAAGCCAAAGAAGUUACGUGAGCAUGCGGAUUGACACCCAUGCCAUCGAUAAGUACUCCCGGAUAAUAUUCCCAGCUGCAUACAUCUUAUUUAACUUAAUAUACUGGUCUAUUUUCUCAUAA